UGGUUCUGAAAGAAAUGAUCUUGAUGGUGAAGUAGUGCUUGGUUUGAAAGAGAUGCUCGAUCAUUACAAUGUUUUGGUUAAGUCGUUUAGAAUGGCGCGGGAGAGGUUGAACCAACCCGAGCAUCGCGAAGUUAAGAUGCGACUUAUUGGAAGAAGGAAUAAGGAUGGUCGACGUUAUAAUUUACCGUCCACUUCUAAAGUUGCAGCGUUAGUUGUUGGCGAUUUCGAUGAUGCUAUGGGCAGCCGUGAUAUUAUAGUAGAAAAUCGGAGCGGACGUUUGCAGCGUAUCAACGAGUUGAACGCUUCCUACUUGGCUCUCCAUUAUCCUAUUCUUUAUCCAUACGGCGAGGAUGGUUACAGGGAGGACAUUCCAUUUUCAGUCCUAAAAUCGAUUACGAAGAGGUCGAGAAAAUUCAUCAGUUCGCUAGAGUUCUUCAAAUAUCGAAUGCACGACCGUGACAACGAAUUGUCUUCCAUCCUCUCGGCUCGGAGGUUGUAUCAACAGUUUGUUGUGGACGCGUAUACAAUGGUUGAAGGAGCUCGGCUAAGAUAUAUCUGUUUUAACCAAACGAAACUUAGAACUGAAUUGUACAGCCGUCUGAAGGAUGCUGUGUUGCGAGGAGACAUCGAUCCUGGUUCUCAAGGCAUACGGAUUAUACUGCCUUCGUCCUUUACGGGUGGCGCGAGAUAUAUGAUUGAGAACUAUCAGGACGCGAUGGCCAUAUGUCGGUGGACCGGUUAUCCUGAUAUAUUCUUAACCUUUACUUGCAACCCUAAGUGGCCAGAAAUCGGUCGUUUUCUCGAUAACAAGAAUCUCAAACCCGAGGAUCGUCCUGAUAUAGUAUGUCGGGUAUUUAAGGCUAAGUUGGACGCUUUGAUGAGGGAUGCCCGUCAUAACAAGAUGUUUGGUGACGUGAAAGCAG
This is a messenger RNA of Striga hermonthica, 923 nucleotides long. NCBI's taxonomy places the organism in Eukaryota, Viridiplantae, Streptophyta, Magnoliopsida, Lamiales, Orobanchaceae. The record is from the annotation of a GenBank genome assembly.